Messenger RNA from Salvia miltiorrhiza (redroot sage), 3014 nucleotides. Its product is annotated as putative pentatricopeptide repeat-containing protein At5g52630. NCBI's taxonomy places the organism in Eukaryota, Viridiplantae, Streptophyta, Magnoliopsida, Lamiales, Lamiaceae. Gene Ontology annotation, biological process: RNA modification. The record is from RefSeq and is a predicted model, not a curated record. Bases 110 to 2764 code for a protein of 884 amino acids. The transcript is spliced from 2 exons. Gene Ontology annotation, molecular function: protein binding; zinc ion binding; RNA binding.
GAAAUGGGGUCAUCAACUCUCUACUCUCAAAUCACCACCAACAGCGCGAAGCCUGAGUUGAUUCUGCAUCUUAUUCUUCUCCCGAAUUUCAAAACCCACGCUGGAGUUUAUGGUUCUUCAACCAUCUUACAUUUCUUACUCAAAGUUCUUACCAUUGCUGAGGCAAACUAAGUCUGUAAACGAAGGCCUCCAAACCCAUGCCCAGCUAACUAAACUUGGAUUAUCCCAGGAUCCCAAACUCCGUAACCAUUUGAUAAAUUUCUAUUCUAAGUCUGGAGUUUUUUCUCAUGCCCGCAAGCUGCUUGAAGAAAGUCCUGAACCAGAUUUGGUUUCUUGGUCCUCGUUGAUAUCCGGGUAUGCUCAGAAUGGCCUUGGGGAAAAGGCCCUUUUGGCCUUUCACGAGAUGCAGGCCUUGGGCGUUAAGGGGAAUGAGUUCACCUUCCCCAGCGUGCUCAAGGCAUGUGCAAACACCACCAAUUUUGUGCUCGGGAAGCAAGUCCAUGGAAUUGUAGUGGUAGCUGGGUUUGAAUCGGAUGUUUUUGUUGCAAAUACUCUAGUGCUUAUGUAUGCAAAAUGUGGUAGCAUUUUAGACUCCAGGAGGUUGUUUGGGGACAUCCCUGAGCGAAACGUGGUUUCUUGGAAUGCUUUGUUGACAUGUUAUACUCAAAGCGAUCUUUUUGGGAAAGCGAUGGGAUUGUUUCAGGAAAUGAUUGUAGGUGGAAUUAGGCCGGAUGAGUAUAGUUUGUCAACUGUAUUGAAUGCUGCCACAGGUCUAGGAGAUAUUGGUCAAGGCAAGAAGAUUCAUGGCCAUUUGAUAAAGCUUGGGUAUGAGGGUGAUCCAUUCUCAUUGAAUGCACUAGUAGACAUGUAUGCAAAAGGAGGAGAUCUUGGAGGUGCAAUAAAUGUUUUCAUUAAUGUGCCGGAACCUGAUAUUGUUUCUUGGAAUACUCUUAUUGCUGGUUGUGUAUCUCGUGAACGUCACGUUUGGGCCUUGGAACUGUUAGAUCGGAUGAAAAGUUCCAGGGUGAACCCUAAUUUGUUCACCAUGUCUAGUGCUCUUAAAGCUUGUGCAGCAUUAGGUGUCAAGGAAUUAGGAAAACAGCUUCAUGCCAAAUUGAUAAAGCUGGAGACUAUGAAAGAUCCCUUUGUGAAUGCUGGCCUCAUUGACAUGUACUGCAAGUGUCGUUUGAUGAAGAGUGCUGUAACUGUUUAUCAUUUGAUGCCAGAAAAGGAAUUGGUCGCAACAAAUGCAUUGAUGUCGGGACUCUCACAGAAUGGGGAGAUAAGGGAAGCUCUCACCCUGUUUCUGGAGAUGCAUAAGCAAUGUAUGGAAUUUAACCAGGCUACUUUUCUAGCAGUGCUUAACACUAUUGCUGACUCGGAGGCUACUAGCAUCUGCAAGCAAGUUCACACGCUUAUUAUGAAGUCUGGUUACCAAGCUGAUACUUUCAUUAAAAACAGCCUUAUUGACUCGUAUGGAAAGUGUAGCCAGGUUCACGAUGCUGCUAGAGUUUUUGAAGAAUGCCCAAAUGUGGAUCUACCAUCUUAUACAUCAUUAAUGACGACAUAUGCUCAACGCGGACAAGGUGAAGAAGCUUUGAAGCUCUACUUGAAGCUACUAGAAAUGGAUACUAAGCCGGAUUCGUUUGUUUGCAGUUCUCUUCUCAAUGCUUGUGCGAAUUUGUCAGCGUAUGAGCAGGGGAAGCAAAUUCAUGUUCAUGUCUUGAAAAUGGGGUUCAUGUCAGAUGUCUUUGCUGGGAAUUCACUUGUCAACAUGUACGCCAAAUGUGGAAGUAUCGAGGAUGCUGGUCAUGCUUUCUCUGAGGUUCCAGAGAGAAGUGUGGUCUCCUGGUCUGCGAUGAUUGGUGGGCUAGCACAGCACGGCCGGGGUGAAGAGGCCCUCAAUUUGUUCAACGACAUGUUGAAAGACGGUGUAGCUCCCAAUCAUAUAACAUUAGUCAGUGUCCUCUCUGCGUGUAAUCAUGCCGGUCUAGUUGAUGAAGCUCAAUGGUAUUUUGAGACUAUGAAUGAGCGAUUUGGCAUAGAACGAACGCAGGAGCACUAUGCUUGCAUGAUUGAUGUCCUUGGCCGAGCUGGUAAGUUGGACAAAGCAAAGGGCCUCGUCAAUAGCAUGCCGUUUGAAACUAAUGGCGCCAUUUGGGGGGCACUUCUUGGAGCCGCCAGAAUUCAUAAGGACGUAGAGCUAGGAAGACAUGCUGCUGAGAUGCUCUAUACUCUCGAACCAGAAAAGUCGGGUACACAUAUUCUCCUGGCUAAUAUUUAUGCUUCAGCAGGAUUAUGGAAAGACGUUCGUAAGGUGCGAAGAUUAAUGAAAGACCGCAAAGUGAAGAAGGAACCGGGGAUGAGCUGGAUGGAGGUGAAAGAUAAGAUUCACACAUUCAUUGUUGGAGAUAGAAGCCAUCCUAGAAGUGAAGAGAUAUAUUUGAAACUUGCGGAGCUGGGGCAUCUGAUGGCCAAAGCCGGUUAUGUUCCUUUGUUAGACACGGACCUCCAUCACGUUCAAAGUAAAGAAAAGGAAAUUCUCCUCUCCUACCACAGUGAAAAGCUUGCUGUGGCUUUUGGACUGAUAGCUACCCCAUGUGGAGCUCCUAUCAGGGUGAAGAAGAACCUUCGAAUCUGUUUGGACUGCCAUACGUCGUUCAAGUACAUCUCUAAGAUAGUGUCGAGAGUGAUCAUCGUUAGAGAUAUCAACCGUUUCCACCACUUCAGGGACGGGUCUUGUUCCUGUGGGGAUUAUUGGUAGUGUUGCUCGACUUCUCGUGCUGCUGAAGAAGCAUGUUAGGGUUCUCAGUUUCUUGGAUGAUUCAGGUGGAAUAAAAGAUGAGGUACCAAAUUUGUUAUUUUAGUUCUGCACAUAAUAAGCAUGCAUGCUCAAUACUAUUUGCUAGGGAAUGUGUUGAUAAACUCUAGAUGCAGAAGAGUGAUCGAUCUAUUUAGUUGAACAAAAGAAAUAUAUAUAUAUAUAUAAAAGCCAAUUUUAAUUCUUCUAUUAA